AUGCAUUCGACGCAAUCAUCUGUGGACUUUGAGAAAAUGCAGAUGACAAAGCCAUUUUAUGGGCCGCUGCAGCGAACCUACCAUCCCGCCUUUUGGCUGCAAUAUCGGCAGUCAAGUCAUCAGUCGCUAGUAUUGCUCAAAGUUCAAAGGAUUCAGAUGGACAAUCAGCUGCCUGAUGCGGUCUUCCCCAUUGUUCUGCAUCGGUCCUUGGCCCCUAUGACCAGGCAGCCUAUGCUGGAAGCGGCCUUGCUGCUGCAUCACACCCACUGGCUGAACUCGGUCAAGUAUCUCAAAGUCUUGCUGCAGGAACUGCACCUCAGUGUGGACAAGGGCUUCCUCCUUUCUGUCUAUGAUGCUUUCAGUGCAGUGCUGCCCAGCCUAGAUGAGAAAAUGAAGCUCAAGUCCGAUAUGAAGAUGAAUUAUGCUCCUCUGCAUUGUUUCAAGCCAGAUAUCGACACCUCAAAUGCCCAGCGAACUAUGUUUGAAUUUAUUCACCUGUCACCUGUGAAGGUACACCUAAGCUUCAGCCCAAGAGGCACUGUACAGAAGGCCAACAAAGACGGCCUUGAUGUUCUGGAUGGCUUCCUCAACUUGGUUGGUGCUACGAUCAGUGAAUUCAAGGAUGUAGAGCUCAGGUUGGCCUUCUUCGAGCAGAAAGGUCGGCUUGUGUCACCAGCAAAGCUGCUGAAGGACAUCAGGGCACACUAUGCCUUGCAAGUCGUGCAGCAGUGUUACGUCCUCAUCCUGGGCAUGGAUGUGCUGGGCAACCCUUACACUGUCAUCAGGGACUUCACCAAGGGCUGCGGAGACUUCUUCUACCAACCCUCCCUGGGAUCUGUUCAGAGCCCAGAAGAAUUUGCUGAAGGUCUGUCACGAGGUGCACAUAGCCUGAUGGGCCAUGUCAUUGGAAACCCGGCUGCUGCCGUUGCUCAGAUCACAGGAUCUCUGGGGCAGGCUGUACUUUCCUUUGAUGACCAUUACCAGAAUGUGAGAAUUUUUUCAACUGGACCAUAA
This is a messenger RNA of Rhipicephalus microplus (southern cattle tick), 1014 nucleotides long. RefSeq names its product intermembrane lipid transfer protein VPS13A. Gene Ontology annotation, biological process: protein retention in Golgi apparatus; protein targeting to vacuole. The record is from RefSeq and is a predicted model, not a curated record. NCBI's taxonomy places the organism in Eukaryota, Metazoa, Arthropoda, Arachnida, Ixodida, Ixodidae.